Molecule: messenger RNA, 1053 nt
Organism: Lolium rigidum
Lineage: Eukaryota; Viridiplantae; Streptophyta; Magnoliopsida; Poales; Poaceae
Product: ethylene-responsive transcription factor 5-like
Exons: 1
Coding region: 93-827 (244 amino acids)
Biological process (GO): ethylene-activated signaling pathway; regulation of DNA-templated transcription
Molecular function (GO): DNA binding; DNA-binding transcription factor activity
Source: RefSeq, a predicted model, not a curated record
CGCAACACACACUCCCCUCGAUCGUCGACCUCCAGCCACAUCGUCUCUCUCCUUGUCCACCCGAGUCCGUCUUCCCCCGUCAAUCCAGCUCCAUGGCCUUCAUGCACCAGCACCUCGACCUCAUCCGCGCGCACCUCCUCGACGACCUCCACGGCGCCACCACAAGCAGCGGCGACUCCGACUCGACCGCCUCGUCCCCGCCGGCGCGACGGAUGCUACCGACAGGGCUCUCCGUCUCGCUGCCGCCGAAGCCGUCGACGAAAACUCUGGACAUGGAGCACCCGCAGCAGGAGGAGAGCUGCGGCGGCCACGUGGAGAACGACGAAGACGACUUCCGGCGGUACCGGGGCGUGCGGCAGCGGCCGUGGGGCAAGUUCGCGGCGGAGAUCCGGGACCCGGCGCGGAAGGGCGCGCGCGUGUGGCUCGGCACCUACGACGGCGCCCUCGAGGCCGCGCGCGCCUACGACCGCGCUGCCUUCCGCCUCCGCGGGUCCAAGGCCAUCCUCAACUUCCCCAACGAGGUCGGCACCCAGUCAGUCCAGUGGGCGCCCCUCGCCGACGCCACCGCCUCCAUGUUCACCUCCACCAGCGGCAAGAGGGCGAGGCCGGAACAGGAGGAGUGCCUGAUCAGGGAGGUGAAGAAGGAGAGGCUGCAGCUGGAGGAGUACGAGGAGAACGCCGAUGCCACUGCCGCGAACUACACCGCUGCGGCAGCUAGAGAGGCCGACUUCUGGGAGGAGCUCAAGGGGAUCUACAGCCUGCCGCCCCUCUCCCCGCUGUCGCCGUACCCGCUCUUCGCCUUCGCGCAGCUCUCGGCCGUCAACUGACCUGAGCCGGCGGGGGCGCAUUGUGUUGCUGUGGCCUGCUGUGUCGCAUCGCAUCGCAUGAAUUUGAUUAGAUUACAGGGCGUUCUUUGAUUUGUUACUGGUAGUAAAUUCAUUCGUUCUUUGAUAUAGUACCUCUCGUCCAACCAUGGAGCUAGCUCUCGAGGUUAUACUGUGUACACGCGCUCCAUCGAGCUGCGAUUUCUUAUAAUCAGGUGAAAUUUGGAAA